AUGAAUGGGGUAGCCAAAACCCCGAGCCAUGUCGCUUCACAGAAGACGAAGGAACCCUCGACCCCCUCACCUAACUACUUUGGUCUGGCCGUCAACAGCAAUGCCGACCACUUCUCCUCUAGUGCGGCCCAGCACAUUCGCGGCAAUUGGAGCCCGCCCACGUCCAAUGUGCGCUCGACAGCCGCUGCCUCUCCACGCAUAAUACCCGUGGAGCAGAAUCCCGAAUUCGAGCAAUUUAGGAAACAGUCGGAGAACAACCGAGCGUUUGCCCUGGGCAGCUUCGACUUUGCCUCGCCCGGCCUGAAAGCAUCCUCCAAGAGCCCCUUCUUCAACAACAUCGAGUCGGCGCAGCCCUCGUACCCCCAGUCACACUCAAUGCCACCACCCGACCACCCAGGCGACAAGAGCGACACAAGCGACGAGCAAGAGUUCGCACCCAAGCCACGCUCCCCGAAGCGCAUGUUGUCGACGGAGUCCUCCAUGUUCCCUGACCGACCACGACGCAACUCUCCUGCCAGCUUUGAUGGACCUGGCCGUUCAGACGCCGUAGCUCAGUUCGCCGAACCUCGCAUCCCAAGGCCAUCGCUACCUUCGAAACAGACACAUCCUUCACACAUCUCAAUAACUACUCAUCGCGCUGAGACACUACCCGCACAUUUUGAGGAAGAAGGCAAUACCAGCGGCCCCAGCAUGGUCACUGCUCAGCACAUCAUCAACAUCCUACAGUCUUCCAUAGACGAGGUCCUUCUGCUUGAUCUGCGCGUGUCAACACAGUACGCAAAGGCCCGCAUAACAGGCGCCUUGAGCCUCUGCAUUCCUACGACACUGCUCAAACGCGCAUCCUUCAAUGUCCAGAAGCUAGCCGAGACCUUCAAAGACGAUGAACAAAGAGACAAGUUUGAGCGAUGGAGGAGCAGCAAACACAUCAUAGUAUAUGACGCCAACUCGUCGCAGAUGAAGGACGCAACAACUUGCAUUAACACGCUCAAGAAGUUCACCAACGAAGGCUGGUCGGGCGGCACGUUUAUUAUCCGUGGUGGUUUCUCGGAAUUCGCUGAGAGGUUCCCUUCUUGGAUUACACACCAAAGCUCCGGAAGUCCAACAUCGGGUACAGCUGCUCUCAAUCUCAACUCCGACCUACCUGCUGUUGCGCCCGUCAUUGGUGGAUGUCCUAUGCCCGCAACCCAGAACGCUGCGAACCCCUUCUUUGGCAACAUUCGUCAGAACAUGGAUCUCAUUGGUGGUGUUGGCCAGAUGCCCGUGAAGCAGCCAUCCGGCAUGACGCAGUCGGUAGAAGACGACCUUCCCCAAUGGCUUCAGACUGCUUCCGAAGAGCAAGACAAGGGCAAGACCGUCGCGGAGCGAUUCUUGCAGAUCGAGAAACGCGAACAGAAGCGUAUGCAAAAGGCCUUGUCCGGUGAGGUCGUCUACAAUGCACCAUCGUCAUCAGGAGGUCCCGGGAAACACAUUCAGAUUGCAGGUAUCGAAAAGGGCUCGAAGAAUCGCUACAACAACAUCUGGCCAUACGAACACACACGCGUCAAGCUCGAAGGAGUCGCUGAGGGAAGCUGCGAUUAUGUCAAUGCCAACCACGUCCAAGCUGCCUAUUCCAACAAGCGUUACAUUGCAACGCAGGGACCUAUACCAGCUACUUUCAAGGACUUCUGGAACGUUGUGUGGCAGCAGGAUGUUCGCGUCAUCGUUAUGCUGACUGCCGAGCAAGAAGGUGGACAAGUCAAGGCUCAUAAUUACUGGUCGGAUAAGCGAUAUGGACCUCUACACCUCAACCCGCUUGGCGAACGCAGGGCAUCCUUGGAGCCAUCGAAGAUCUACCGUCACAGGGAACAAUCGAGGCCAACGAUGGGUCAGCGCCGGUCAACGAACCCACCGAAGCUCGCCAACUUCACCAAGGAAGCCACUACCGGCUCUCCCAGCCAAGACCAGCCCUAUGUCACCGUUCGCAAGUUCACUUUGUCAAACGAUGACGAACCUUUCGCACGUAUGCGUGAGAUCACACAGCUGCAGUAUUCCCAUUGGCCUGACUUUGGCGCACCGGCUCAUCCCACCCACCUGCUCGGUCUGAUUGAGCAGACAGACGCCGUCGUCCGCUCUGUCAACGGUGGCUCGCCUUCGCAGCCUGAUCCGCCUAACAGCCGUCCGAUCAUUGUCCACUGCUCUGCUGGAUGUGGCCGUACGGGUACUUUCUGCACAGUCGACUCGGUCCUGGAUAUGCUCAAGCGGCAACGACAAGCUCGCAACGCCAGGCAGAACACGCCAAUGGAUGCCGACUCCAACGAUAAGCUCGCGAAGAACGAGCGUGAAGACGACAGCUGGGUGAACAAUGAGGACAUCGAUCUCAUUGCAAAGACGGUGGAAGACUUUAGACUGCAGCGUCUGAGCAUGGUACAGAGUCUGCGACAGUUUGUGCUAUGCUACGAGAGCGUAAUGGAAUGGCUUGUGGAGCAACAUCCCAAGUCUGCGUAG
Messenger RNA from Alternaria ethzedia, 2484 nucleotides. RefSeq lists its product as uncharacterized. The record is from RefSeq and is a predicted model, not a curated record. The transcript has 2 exons. NCBI's taxonomy places the organism in Eukaryota, Fungi, Ascomycota, Dothideomycetes, Pleosporales, Pleosporaceae. Bases 1 to 2484 code for a protein of 827 amino acids. Gene Ontology annotation, molecular function: protein tyrosine phosphatase activity. Gene Ontology annotation, biological process: protein dephosphorylation.